Molecule: messenger RNA, 705 nt
Organism: Myzus persicae (green peach aphid)
Lineage: Eukaryota; Metazoa; Arthropoda; Insecta; Hemiptera; Aphididae
Product: cleavage and polyadenylation specificity factor subunit 7-like
Exons: 5
Coding region: 1-678 (225 amino acids)
Biological process (GO): mRNA alternative polyadenylation
Cellular component (GO): mRNA cleavage and polyadenylation specificity factor complex
Molecular function (GO): mRNA binding
Source: RefSeq, a predicted model, not a curated record
AUGAACCUAGACCGGUACACACGAAACAGGAAUCGACUGGGUCAUCAUUACAAAAAGGAUGACUUUGUGACAACCCAUGGUACACGUUUUAGUGAUGACUUCAAACUUAAUUCCAAUGAUGAUUCAAAGAUAGAUGGUGAAACUGAUGGCAUGACAAAUAACACCAACAGUUGUUCCAAUUUGCACCAAUUAUUUAUUGGAAAUUUGACUUGGUGGACAACAGAUCAAGAUAUAAUGGGCUCUAUAAUCGACGCUGGAGUGAAUGAUUUCGUUGAUAUUCAAUUUUUUGAAAAUCGAGAAAAUGGCCAAUCAAAAGGUUUUUGUACUGUUACAUUAAAAUCAGAGAAAAGUGUAAAUCGAAUUUUAAAUAAAUUACCAAAUGAACUUAUUCAUGGACGAAAACCUAUUGUUACAUUACCAUCAUUAAGAGCAUAUUUCAUGUUUGAAUCGAAAUUUGAAACUCGACUUAAUACAUCUUCUAAUGGGGAUAUUACUAGAAUUUAUGGCUAUAAAUCAAUACAAAAUCCAUCACAAAGUGUGUAUUAUAAUACAAGAAUGCCACUAAUGUCUAGCUAUGUACAAACCCACCACCAGCAUCCACGAACCUCGGGUUAUGAAAACCAAUGGAACAGAUCAUAUAAACAAAAUAUGGGUGGAUAUUUUGUUACUCCAGAAUAAAGUCUAUUAAGAGGUGGAAGUUCACUU